Molecule: messenger RNA, 1548 nt
Organism: Lontra canadensis (Northern American river otter)
Lineage: Eukaryota; Metazoa; Chordata; Mammalia; Carnivora; Mustelidae
Gene: HS3ST4
Product: heparan sulfate-glucosamine 3-sulfotransferase 4
Exons: 2
Coding region: 63-1433 (456 amino acids)
Molecular function (GO): [heparan sulfate]-glucosamine 3-sulfotransferase activity
Source: RefSeq, a predicted model, not a curated record
UGAAACCAUGUCCGGGCAGCGCCGGGGGCCGCCGCCGCCGCCGCCGCGAGCCGGGAGCCGCGAUGGCCCCGUGGCCCGCACCUCCUCCGCCUCCGCCUCCGCCUCCACCUCUCGCCACGCCGCCGCCGCCCGGCGCCUCUGCUAAGGGGCCGCCGGCGCGCAAGCUGCUUUUUAUGUGCACCUUGUCCCUGUCCGUCACCUACCUGUGCUACAGUCUCCUGGGCGGCUCGGGCUCCCUGCAGUUCCCCCUGGCGCUGCAGGAGCCGCCGGGCGCCGCCGCCGAGCCCCCGCCGAGCCCGCCGCCACCCUCUCUGCCGCCUCCCCCCGUGCGCCUCGGCGCCCCCUCGCAGCCGCCCGCGCCUCCGCCGCCGGACAACGCGAGCCGCGGGGAGCCGCCCGAGCCCCCCGAGCAGCCCGCCGCCCCCGGGGCCGACGGCUGGGGGCUGGCGAGUGGCGGAGGGGGCGCCCGGGACGCCUGGCUCCGGACCCCGCUGGCCCCGGGCGAGAUGAUCACGGCGCAGAGCGCGCUGCUGGAGAGGGAAGCGCAGGAGUCCAGCACCACCGACGAGGAGCUCGCAGGCCGGAGAGCGGCCAACGGGAGCAGCGAGAGGGGCGGCGCCGCCAGCACCCCGGACUAUGGGGAGAAGAAGCUGCCACAGGCGCUUAUCAUCGGGGUCAAGAAAGGAGGGACCCGCGCGCUGCUGGAGGCCAUCCGAGUCCACCCGGACGUGCGGGCGGUGGGCGUAGAGCCGCACUUCUUCGAUAGGAACUACGAAAAGGGGCUGGAGUGGUACAGAAAUGUGAUGCCUAAGACUCUGGACGGGCAGGUAACCAUGGAGAAGACACCAAGUUACUUUGUGACCAACGAGGCCCCCAAGCGCAUCCACGCCAUGGCCAAGGACAUCAAACUGAUUGUGGUGGUGAGGAACCCCGUGACCAGGGCCAUCUCGGACUACACCCAGACGCUGUCAAAGAAACCCGAGAUCCCCACCUUCGAGGUGCUGGCCUUCAAAAACCGGACCCUAGGGCUGAUCGACGCCUCUUGGAGUGCCAUUCGGAUAGGGAUCUACGCUCUGCACCUGGAAAACUGGCUCCAGUAUUUCCCUCUCUCCCAAAUCCUCUUUGUCAGCGGAGAGCGACUCAUAGUGGACCCUGCCGGGGAGAUGGCCAAAGUCCAGGAUUUUCUAGGCCUCAAGCGUGUCGUGACUGAAAAACAUUUCUAUUUCAACAAAACCAAGGGGUUCCCUUGUCUAAAGAAGCCAGAGGACAGCAGUGCCCCAAGAUGCUUAGGCAAGAGCAAAGGUCGGACUCAUCCGCGCAUCGACCCCGAUGUGAUCCACAGACUGCAGAAAUUCUACAAACCCUUCAACAUGAUGUUUUACCAAAUGACUGGUCAAGAUUUCCAGUGGGAACGGGAAGAGGGUGACAAAUGAGGUUAGAGAAGCAGAGGGAAGGCUAGCGAGUAGUCAAGGAGGCUUCUUCCCUGAGUCCUGAAAUCCCCCCACUGGGGUCUGUAGCCUCAGCCUCACUGGAGUGCCAAGUAGAUCC